GUGAAGAAGAAGGAGGAGGAGGCGCUGAUCAUGCUCUUGAAGGAGCGCGCGCUUCGACGCUGCGGGGCGUCGCAGCGGACGUACUACGAGUGCGUCAAGGGGAGGCUGAUCUCCGUCGCGUGGGCGUGUCGCGAGGAUGCGAACUCGAUGAACGCGUGCCUGAGCGAGCACACCACGGACGUGGCGCUGAGCGACCUGAAGCGACGAUGGGUG
Messenger RNA from Micromonas pusilla CCMP1545, 213 nucleotides. RefSeq lists its product as uncharacterized. The annotation marks the transcript as partial. The record is from RefSeq and is a predicted model, not a curated record. NCBI's taxonomy places the organism in Eukaryota, Viridiplantae, Chlorophyta, Mamiellophyceae, Mamiellales, Mamiellaceae. The transcript has a single exon.